Messenger RNA from Trichoderma harzianum CBS 226.95, 438 nucleotides. RefSeq lists its product as hypothetical. The annotation marks the transcript as partial. The record is from RefSeq and is a predicted model, not a curated record. The transcript has a single exon. NCBI's taxonomy places the organism in Eukaryota, Fungi, Ascomycota, Sordariomycetes, Hypocreales, Hypocreaceae.
GCUGUGGCACCACGCGUAAGGCAGUCCGAGUUGCUCGCACGGGCGGCUUACGGGGGGCCAUUACGGAGUUACAGGCACUCUAGCUUAGGGCCCAGAGACGCUCUGCCUCUCUGCGCUGUGCUGUGCUGCCAAAUGCUGCAGAACGGAUUGACGGCCAUCAGUCAGCCCCCCCCAGCAGGUCCAGCUCAGGUCCAAAGUCACCGUCACGGACCCCCCAUGUCGAAAUUUCCCAAUCCAUCCUCGCCUUUGCAGACAAUUUCGCUUCAUCUUAAUGCGACCGAUGCCCAGCGGGGAAGCGUCUCGUCCUCCAUCUCGCCAUUCGACGCGCCAAUUCGGCCUCUUGCCACCGCGAUCUCGCCCUCGGAGCCAUCGUCGAAUGCAUUGACGCCGCCAGAGGCUGAGCCGGAGCCUGACCCCGAGCCCGACGCCGCAGAUACG